AUGGGUUGGGUAGCUGUGGGUGUGCUUAUCGCAACAACGGGCUACUUUCUCUACCGUUACCCUCCUCGCAGCUGGGUCGAACCUCGUUCUUUUGCCUCUCCGGAACCUAAACCCGACGCGCCGGUUGCUGCCACCGCAAGCGAGCCUGUGCAGCGGAAGCAUGGCCCACGGGCCUCGACGCCAUCAAUAGAGACAGAGGAGGAGGAUUCCCAGAGCACACCCAAGGCUUCGGCCUCGAGCGUACCACUCCCCGUCCUUGCGGUCCCCACAUUCAGCCUAGACAGCGGCGGAAGCGAGACAUCGCAAGCUGCCGCGAUGCCGUCCAUUCCACAAACCGUGAAUGGAACAGCAGAGGAACGACCUUCGACAAACCAUGAGGCACCAAAGUUCAAACCGCCACCGCAGCCAUCCCUCGCACCCCCUCCAAAACCACAACCAUCUAUACCCCCGAGAGCAACAACAACCGGCACUUCUUCCCUAAUGCCUCCUCCCCCAGUACCACGGCCCCGACCAGCAACUCAGGCGAACCGCCUCGCCCCCACAAGCACACUUCAACCCCCACGGCUCAGCGGCAACUCCCUCGGUCCACCACCAUCAGCAGCCGCCUCCCAGCGCGGCCUAGGCGCACCGAGGAGCGGCAGUCGUCUUAGCAGCAGCACCCUAGCCCCGACACAAGUAUCCUUGAAAAAGUCGUCAUCGCGCAAAGUGGUUCUGGAGCCGGGAUUCUCGCCCCUUGACUGGGCAGCGCUAGCAGCGAACCCGAAGAACAAGCUCCGCGGCGAAGGCCUUCCCCCAGGCCUUUUGCGGGUCACACCGUCAAUGCUGAAGGAGCAGCACGGACGUAAGGGUCGUGAUGCCUGGACCUCGUACCAUGGAAAGGUGUACAAUAUCUCGCCCUACGCCCCUUACCAUCCAGGUGGGAAGGGUGAACUCCUUCGAGGCGCGGGGAAGGACUCUGCACAGUUGUUCCAGGAGAUCCACCCGUGGGUCAACUGGGAGGGGAUCCUUGGCGAGUGUCUGGUAGGAAUUCUGGUUUCCGAGCAUGAUAUCCAAACCGAGAAUGCUCUGGACGCGAUGGACUGA
Penicillium roqueforti is the source of this 1083-nucleotide messenger RNA. Its product is annotated as cytochrome b5-like heme/steroid binding domain-containing protein. The record is from RefSeq and is a predicted model, not a curated record. The transcript has a single exon. Bases 1 to 1083 code for a protein of 360 amino acids. Lineage: Eukaryota; Fungi; Ascomycota; Eurotiomycetes; Eurotiales; Aspergillaceae.